Messenger RNA from Capsella rubella, 671 nucleotides. RefSeq names its product transcription and mRNA export factor ENY2. Gene Ontology annotation, molecular function: chromatin binding; transcription coactivator activity. The record is from RefSeq and is a predicted model, not a curated record. The coding region runs from base 108 to 455 and encodes 115 amino acids. NCBI's taxonomy places the organism in Eukaryota, Viridiplantae, Streptophyta, Magnoliopsida, Brassicales, Brassicaceae. The transcript has 5 exons. Gene Ontology annotation, biological process: poly(A)+ mRNA export from nucleus; regulation of transcription by RNA polymerase II; positive regulation of DNA-templated transcription. Gene Ontology annotation, cellular component: nuclear pore; DUBm complex; SAGA complex.
GCUUUGUUCUUCGUGCGAUUCAGUUUGCUGAAGAAGAUUCUGGAAAAAAAAAUCAGUUAUCUCAAUUUGAUUCGUGUUCUUGAAACAAAUUGAAUCGAUUCAAACACAUGAAACCCUCAGUGAACCGGCCUCCGACACCUGAUGAAGACGAUGCACCGGAAAGUUUCGAGAAAGACGAGGUCACGCUUCGAGAAAUCAUCAACGUCAAGUUGGUGGAGAGUGGAGAGAAGGAGAAUCUAAUGGAGCUUGUGAGAGAUAGAUUGGUGGAGUGUGGUUGGAAAGAUGAGAUGAGAAUUGUUUGCAGGGAGCAUGUAAAGAAGAAAGGGAGAAAAGAUGUUACAGUCGAUGAACUGAUCCGAGUGAUCACUCCAAAAGGCAGAGCUUCAGUACCUGAUUCCGUGAAGGCAGAGCUGUUGAACAGAAUCCAAAACUUCAUUGUAUCAGCUGCUCUUUGAUGGUGUUUUGACAAUGUUACUAUCGAAGAUGGUGUUUGUCUAUAUAUGGCUGUGGUUUCUACCUGUAGCCAAACACUAAACCAGAGAGCAAACAUACCAUCUUUGCUGUUGUAGAAUUAGCCAUUUCAUAUUCCUUUUUGUACCAAAUGAAACGUUAAGAUCCUAAAGAAAAUGUUGUCCCAAUUGCCUUUUAUUCAGAUCCUUUAUGUUAUGGUA